GCAGCGCAGCUCCUUUGAGCCUAUAAUGUGGAAAUUACGUAUGUUCUUUUAGCCUCAGUAAACUGAUGAAAAUGCGUAAAAUAAAAAUUUUUCAAGGACUAUACAUAUUUUUCAGACUAAUGGAUCACUAGAGCAAAAACCUGUCUUAUAUAUUUCUACAUUCUCAAAAGAUAUUUUUUUCUUUUUCUGGGCGCCUUUUCUCUUUCGUAUCUUUACUAUUUUUUCAUUUUAUUUGUAUUGUCGUUAUUUUUUAUCAUUUAAUAUUUUCAUUUUUUUUCUAAUCAAUAAUUGGUUGCUACUGUUUGUAAUGAUCUCCCCCCCUUGGUGGUCUUCAAUUAGUGAUGUCAAAUACUCAUUAAUAUCCGUAAUGGGGAGGUUGUAAGCCACAAAAAUCUCGCUUUUAAACUUACAUUCACCAUUUUAUUCAAUAAUGUAUGUGAGUUUCACGAAAUUUGAAAUAUAGUAAAAUAUGAUACAUAUUAAUCGAGUUAUUCAUAUGCAAAAUCAACGUAGUUCAUAGUAGAAAAUUAGAACUGUUGGAUUCAAUAUAUUGGAUUAAUUAAAGUCCAGCAUUAUUGGAAUGGGUAGCAUUCUUAUCAUGCAAUUUGAUUUAGCUUUGUUUAGUAUUGAAAAGAUGAUUAGUUUAUUUAAUUAUACACUUAUUAUAUAUAAUCAUGUGAACGUUUGCGACUGAUAAAAUUAUUAAAAUAUCACCUAAUGUCACAUUUUAAGUGUUCCAAUAAAUACAGUGUGAAAUGUUCGUUAACUAAAAACAAUGUCCAACUUAAAAUUUAAGUAUGAAUUAAUUUUUUAGUGAACGUUAGCUCUUAACAAAAUUUUUUUCAGUAUUGAAAAACCUAUAUUUAGUACUGAUUCAUCUGCAGUGAUAUUCAACAGUGGAUUUGUAAAAACAAUACUUGUUCAGCUUUGACACUUAUAAAGUCGUGCCCAAUUUAAUUUUAUAAGUUUUUAUUUAUUUUGCUUUUGCUUUUUCCUUUAUUUACUGUUCAGAAUCGGUGGACGUACGUUUGGAGUCUGUUUUUGAUUGGUUUUCACGCAUACAAGUCGAUACGCUUGUGGGUGUGGAUAAAGAGAACACAAUAUCCACCUUCACACCGACACCCACACACCCACACCCGAAAUUCGAUUCACAAAAUAUUGAAUCCUCGAUUUUUUUAUGAAAUUUUUAUGAAUUGAUUUUUGUGCUCGUUAUAUAUAGUAAAAAUAAUUACUUUUUCUGUGUUGUCUGUUUUUAAUUUUUCAUACGUAGAGAAAAAGAUAACAUCCUAUCGAUGAACUGUCACAGGUAAUUGAUUUUCAUGGUCGUUAUAUAGAUAAGAAGAAAUAAUUUUAUUCACCCUUUUCUCUGCUUUUAAUUUUUCAUCGGCUAUGUCCAAAUUGCGAACAAAAAUUAAGCCAAUUAAGAAAAAAGUGUUCGCAAUUUGGAACACAGAAAAUAACGUUGAUCUUAUUUUUAUUGCGUUUCCAAAUUGCGAACACUUUUUAUAAUUAAGUAAUAUAGUUUUAAUUCUUUUUAUUUGGCAAGUCAAUACGAAUUUGCCAUUUGAAUAUAUAAUAAUAAAUGAGAAUAAUGAUGAGCGAAAAUAAAAAAUAAUAUAAUAAUUUUUUUCCUGUUUUUAAAUAUUUUUAUUAUUUGUAAGAAAAUACAAUAAUAACAAGAAAAAAAAAUUAUUAUAUUAUUUUUUAUUUUCUUUCAUCAUUAUUCUCAUUUAUUAUUAUAUAUUCAAAUUGCAAAUUUGUGUUGACUUAUCAAAUAAAAAGAAAUGAUACCAUUCUUAUUCUCAAACUUUUAUAUUUAUAUUAUUAAUAAAAUUGAAGUCAUAAUCAGCUAUUGCAAUAACUAAUUAAUCAAAGUGUUCGCAAUUUGGAAACGCAAUAAAAAUAAGAUCAACGUUAUUUUUGUGUUCCAAAUUGCGAACACUUUUUUCUUAAUUGGCUUAAUUUUUGUUCGCAAUUUGGAAGCUACGUUUUUCAUCUGUAGAGAAAAAGAGAAUACUCUAUCGAGCGACCGUCACAAUUAAUUAAUUUUCGUCCGCGUUAUAUAGAGAAGGAAAAAUAAUUAUCAUUGCUGUCUUGUCUGCUUUUAAUUUUCAUACGCAGAGAAAAAGAGUAGAUCCUAUCGAUCGACCAUCACAAGUAAUUGAUUUUGAUGGUCUUUAUAGAGAGAAGAAAAAAUAAUUUUAUUCACUCUCUUCUCUACUUUUAAUUUUCAUACGCAGAUAAAAUAAGAGAGCAUUCUAUCGAUCGACUGUCACAGGUAAUUGAUUUUCGUCCUCGUUAUAGAGAGAAGAAAAAUUAAUUUUCUUCUCUGUAUCUGCUUCUGAUUUUUCUUCAUGAUCAAUACAAAAGAGAAGGGCCUAUCGAUGGAAAUAUCAUAGGUAACUGAUAUUCGUGUCUUUGAAGGGGGAGGGUAUCCCUCCAUAACAUACCCUCAAAUUUCGUUAGUUUGUAGAGUUAGACUCCAAGGGUCUACAGUUAAAAUAUCUCAUGGAUUGGAUGUUCUUUGGCUGAGUUAUAAAAAUAUCAAAAAUCGAAAAAAAAAUCGGUUUUUCCAGCUAUUUUGAUGUCAGCGGAAAAAGUAGUUCUUACCUCGUCCUCUACUCUUAUGAAGCCUUAGAAAAAAAUUUUGUCUUUCAAAACUUGUUCGCUAGAGUCGCCACUAUGAGAUGUCAUAUUUUUCUUUAAGAAAAAAACGUUUUCAUGAGGUUAGAGGCUCCAAGAUGUGUCUGAAAUGGAAACCCUUAGACUACGAAAAAUAGAGUUUUCGAGGGUGCUUAACUUUUUCGCUUUAGCAUCAUUAGUUUCAAUGAAAGUUUGUGUGUGCAAGUGAGUACCUAUUAUCUAUUUUGCCCCAAAACUUCAAGGUUUCAGCACGAUCCAUUCAAGAAUUAGCAAAUACCAUAUUAAUUCACAUUUACUAUACUAUCUGUUUCUAUAGAAUCUCCACCACUGUUUAUCAAAUAACUUUUGAUAGGAACAUCGUAGAGACCUGCUGUUUUCAGCAUUCGAAAGCUAAGUCACAGGGCUAUCUAUAAGUAUCAGAAUGUGAUUGGUCAGUUCUUGACUAAUCAGAUAACUUCUUGAUGGAAAGUUGCAAAAAUACAUUUUUGAGCCGUUUUCCUUCGAAUUUUCACUUAGAAUGCCGUGAAUCGGUAAAAACCACAGUUUUUCUUUAGAUCAAUGUCGAUUGGCAAUGUGAGUGUGGGUACGGGCGUGGGUGGGUGUGGAUAUGGAUAUGGGUGGGUAUGGGUGUGGGUGUGAGUGUUCUCUUAACUCUGACAUCCACACCCACACUCUCACUUUAUUUCCUAUUUAAAAAUGCUCUUCAAAACAAACUAAUCUUCAAUAUUUCACGAAAAUUUGUUUAAAAAAAAGCAAAUAUUCAGGCGGAGAAUGACGGAAUAGCAACGUGUUCGUUUCUCGAGAACUAGCAUUAUGUUCGGACCUUUUCUCCCACAGCAGCAUGUUUAUAUAAUUCCCUUCUGAUCUACACGUUUCAAGCAACUUAUUUGUCGAUGACCUAUGCAUUUUUCUUGUAUACCAAGGUGGUCCGAUGUUGAAAACCGCUGCUCAUGACUCAUGUAUCUUUACUCAUUGUUUUAUAUAGUUUAUGUUUGUACUUUACUUUCGUUUUUUAUAAGUUACUUGUAAUCAACACAUAGUUCCUUAAGGCCCAAUCGUGGGUAGAGAGUUAAAUAAACCGCAUGUAAGCAAAAGGAAAAUAUUCAUAGUAAAUGUUCAGAUGUCCAGUUUUGACGCAUUCCCUCUCUCCUUUACUUGGAUGUUGUUUUUGGAUGAUUCCUUAUUAAUUUUGGUAAAAUUUUACCUAAACAUGAAUUAGAAACAAGUUUUGAUCAUGCAAGACAAGCUGAUGUUUGUCUUCUCUUAGGUUCAUCAUUACGUGUAACACUAACAGCUCAUAUUCCAAUGAUAGCUGCUCAGCACGGUGGAAAAUUAGCCAUUGGUAAUUUCCAAUGA
This is a messenger RNA of Rotaria sp. Silwood1, 3999 nucleotides long. NCBI's taxonomy places the organism in Eukaryota, Metazoa, Rotifera, Eurotatoria, Philodinida, Philodinidae. The record is from the annotation of a GenBank genome assembly.